Messenger RNA from Colias croceus (clouded yellow), 1745 nucleotides. RefSeq lists its product as uncharacterized. The record is from RefSeq and is a predicted model, not a curated record. The coding region runs from base 224 to 817 and encodes 197 amino acids. The transcript is spliced from 4 exons. Lineage: Eukaryota; Metazoa; Arthropoda; Insecta; Lepidoptera; Pieridae.
GCGUCUCGUUGCAACACUCUCAGUUCGACUCUAGUCGCUUUGCCGCUUGGAACGGGCGCGUCAAACGUCGCCGGCCACACGGAGAGGGCGAGAGAGGCUACAACUCGCUGAAGAAGCGAAGGCGAAUCCGACAGCUAUGUGGACCGUGUGAAUGCAGUGUUCAGUGACGUAAUAUUUGUGUGACAAGCUUAUCAGGACCCGCGUGGAGGUGACUGUACAAACAAUGGAUAUGAAAAGUGCGAUAACCACGACCAACUGGCACAUCCCGAGGCCGUCGUUAUCUAGCAGCAGUACGGGCAGCAUCAAUGACCCGCGAUCUCAAAGAGGCUCCGCCUCUAGCCAGGGGUCCUCUAGUAAUCACAGCACGCAUAGCGUGUCUUCAGGAUCUUUGCUGUUGAGUGCAGCACAUUUAGCACGAAUGGAUGGCAGGGAUUUAUCCCUUAACGGUUACAUACAUCAAAACAAAGACGCAAAUUUGAUUUUUGAAUGCCGAAAGUCACCAUUGACAAGUGCUGUAAUCUCCAUUCCUGAAGAAACUCGUGACGUGUCAGAUUCCUAUUGGUCAGAUGUGAAGCGAGGUUCGAUCCCUGAACAGGACACGACAUCCCGAGCGAGCUCCACCCACUUCACCGUCGUGAAUGGCUUUACAAAACAGCGAACAACGAAGGAGCCCAAGACUUGUUGUUGCAGUCACUCACAUCAGAUAACCGUGCUCGUCAUAUUCAUGACGAUCCUGCUCUCCGUGUGUAUACUGGCGGCAGUAUGUUUUGUGGAAAUGCGGAUGCGCAGAGAAACCGGGAUGUAUAAAUACUCUUAGAAACACGAAAAUUACGACGAAAUGUUAUAAAAUAAGGUGACAGCAAUAGCUUUUACAAUUCGAAGAUUCUAAUCAAGCAUACGAUUUUGUUUUCCAUAGACCAAGAACAGUGUAGAAUGUCAUGGAUAACUUUAACUUUAGCAAAUCCUUGGAGAGCUAUAAAUAAAUUUAUUCAUCAACACUGAUUUGUGCAGUGUUUAGGUAUAAUUUAAGUAACAUAAAACAUUUUAGAUUAAUUUACUAGUGCAAUAAUGUUACAAACUUUUGUAACGAAUUUAUAGAAGAAAUUGUCUAGCCAAUUAUCAUCAUGUAUUAUAAUAUUUAUGAAUUAUGACUUAGUGCUCAAACUAUUUCGUAUUAGUAGUGGAUGGAAUAUUUAGAUUUAAGUAAAUUAUUUGAAAAGCAGGUAGCUGUGAUUUCUGUAGCAGAUUUUAUAGUCUUAUGGAUACUUUGAUACCAGAAACUAUAAAAUUUUAUAUGUGUAAAUAUUAAGAACAAUGUUAAAUUUAUUGUUAGCCUUAGUUGUAAUGAAGUAAUGAUCGUGGACUUUCACUUUCCAUUCUGUAAGUUUAAUGCUGAUCUUAAAGAGUAAUUUGGUAAAUAUUGAAUUGUACUGAAUAGAUUUCAUUCAUACAUUAUUCAUAUACGUAAAGUUUUUUUUAUUUAUUAACGAAUGAAUCUCAAUCAUUUAAUUAUUGUUGCAACAUUUUCAUUAUAAUCAUUUCUCAUUUAUUUAAAUAUUUAUUUGUAUUCAGGCAACAUGCCAAUUUCGUACAAAUUUUGCCCAGACAAAUACUAUCAUAUUAAUUUACAUUAAAUAAUUGUAAAUAAUAGUCAAAUAUGUUAUAUAAAAUAUCGCACAUCCAGUUAAAUCCUGUAUUAAUAAAGUAUAAUAAUAUAAAGUGUGAUAAAUACACAUUCAAAAUUC